AUGAGCAGCGGCGAAUCUAAACUGCCCGAAAUUAAUGCUUACGAUAAAGAUAGAAAUUCCUCGAGAGAGGUAGAGGAUUCUGUCGGCGAAGAAGCAAGUCAAAACCUGGAACCUUCAAGUGAUAAUGUAAUAGUCGACAAAGACACUUUGAGAGAAAGAUUACAACUGGUGCCAGCGGAAAAGCUACGCAAUAUUAUAACAGAUCAAAUAGAUUUAGAGGUUCGCUUAAAGCAUCGAGAGCUAAGGUUGACGGAAGAAGAACUUGGAAAAUGUGAAUCCCAAAUGCUUACAUUAAGGAAAUUUCUCGAGGUUCCUUCAAAUUCUAAACUUGAAAAUGAGCCCGAUGCAUUCACUUUGAAGUAUCACAAUGUAUUGAAUAAGUCUUUGUCUAUUAACUAUUCACACUUGAAAAAUUUAGAUCUGAACACACAGUCUCUGCAAUUAGGAAUAGGCUAUGGAAGAAGCAGAUCUUCAGAAGACGUAAGUCAGGCGCCCAUACACUCUUAUAGGACAAGAUCAACAACUUCGUCUUUGAGACCCUCGAUAACAGCUGUUCAAAAGCAGAGCUUUGGAUGUCUUUACAGAAGAACUGAUGGUGUAAUAGUAAAGUUGACAUGCCCAGACUGCCAGAGAAGUAAUUUUUCAUCAGCUCAAGGUUUUCUUAAUCAUAGCAGGAUUGCGCACUCCAAAGAGUACACAAGUCAAGAUGCUGCUGCACUUGCAUGUGGUGAGAUAUUGCCCGACGUCAAACAGGAUGAAGAAGGUUUAGCGAGUAUCGAGAACUUAAAAGAGAAGACGUUGGAUCCAAAUAAAAAUUUAAACGUUAGUGAGAUUUAUUUCGAUGGACUAAGCCACACACUUAAUACGGUCCAUAGCAACCCCAAUACAUCAGCGGGACAAACAAGUAUCAGGGAUAAGAGCAUAUCGCCUUUAGAUGUUGAAGAGAAACUGUUGAACUCUCAAAGUGAAAGCGAGUUGAUGAAAAAAAUUAUAAAGAGUGGAUGCGAGAGGGCAGAAUAUGAAGAAAUGAUUGAUGAUGCAAGGAAUCAUAUUUCAAAUUCUCACUUAUUUGAGGACGAGGAAGAGGAGGAAGUGGAGGAGGAGGAGGAGAAAGAUGGGUCGUCUUUCUUAGGUACGCUGAAUUCCCACCUGGAUGUGGUCCCCGGAAAAGCGCAAGAGCGAAGUGUCAAGCAUCAUAAAAGAAGAAUAUCUAGAAGUGGAAUUAAUAUCCCUUCUACUGCAGAACAGGUAAGUAAUCCUGGGGAUAAAGCAGUCUCUGCAUCCUCAAGUUCGACUCCGGAGCAACCACCAUGUAAUUCAUCUCUGACGAACUCUCUCCCAAAGCUAAAAUUAAAACUUCGACAACCACAUCUAGAAGACAUUAAAAGACGCAAGAAGGAGAGGUAA
Messenger RNA from Priceomyces carsonii, 1407 nucleotides. RefSeq lists its product as uncharacterized. The transcript has a single exon. The coding region runs from base 1 to 1407 and encodes 468 amino acids. The record is from RefSeq and is a predicted model, not a curated record. Lineage: Eukaryota; Fungi; Ascomycota; Pichiomycetes; Serinales; Debaryomycetaceae.